AUUUUUUCAAAUCUCAAAAGAAUAAUAAUAUUAAAAAUAAUAUUCUAAUAAUAUUUUAUUCAACUUUCAUUUUCAUCUCAACUCAUCUCAUCUCAACUCAGUAUCCAAACCUCGUGUAAGAGAUUUCACGAAAAUAAAUGUAUUAACUGAUAUGGCAUUACGUGGUAUGCUAGAUUCAGAUUGAAUAUUUGAUGAUCUAUUUAAUGUUUCUGAAUCCAGAUCUAUUCGGUUGCUUUUGGUUGUGGAUGACCACGAAUUUAAGGAAACGAUGAGGUAGAUCUGCCUGCCCAUUCAACUGGUGCUUGCCCCCUAAUAUUAAUCAUUUCAUCUUCGAGCAUUGGCCAUUUAGCUAUUGCCAUCACCCAAUUUUCCCGCUUGGUUGGAUUUUUUUAAAAUAUGUAUAUUUGUCUGACUAUCAAUUGUAUCAUCACUCAUGGUUCCUCCUCUCUAGGGACUUGACUACCUUCUUAAUUUGCAUCCAUAUCUAUUCCUCUAAAAGUCAGCAUUUAUGUGGCAUCCCUUCAUCCUCAGAGCUACAACUUCCUUCCUCUGGCCACUUUACUAUAUGCAUCAAUUACUUUUGACUACAUAUCAUUACAUUGCUCCCUAAGCCGAUUCCCUUGUACUUUACUAUCAAUUAUAUGAAACUACAUCAUGAUGCCCUUGUCCCUCUGGAUUUGACAUCAACAGCAACUCUCAGAUCAUCAACGUACCAAGAAACCCAGAUUCCUUAUCAAAACCUACAAUUCUCCUAUGGAUUCGAAUUUAGAAACAACACCCAAACUCUCCUAAUUCUCACCAAAAAACAAUGGAAAUGUAAGGGUCAAAAGUUAAACAUUAUUAGGGUGCUAUAAUAUUGUAGAUAUGAGGAUGGUACUCUAAUUUGAUUGAUAACCCUUAUUUAUAGUAGAGUAAUACCAUAUACAAAUGGAGCAUAGAGGUUACAACCAAAAUCCCAAAACCAUGCUCCUUAUAAUGUGCUAUAUUGCACAUUAAUACAUUAUCAUACAUUUGGCUCUUGAAAGGCAAUCACUAUCUCAUAAUAAUUAAUUAUCUUAUCAUUUUUCCCAGGUAUGAAUCAACAAUUGUCCAAGAAAUCAUUAAAAGGAUACUUCAAGGAUUGAGUCGUAACUUUUUAACUCUUUCCAAGGACCUUGUUGGAAUAGAAUCCCAUGUGGAGGAAAUGAUGAACAUACUUGGUAUUGGAUUGGAUGAUGUUCGCUUUAUAGGAAUUCAUGGUAUGGCUGGAGUGGGUAAGACAACUUUGGCAAAAGUCAUUUAUGAUAGAAUAUCUCACCAAUUUGAAGCUAGCAGCUUUAUUGCCUGUAUUAGAGAAGAAACUAGAAAUCGUGGUUUAGUUUCUUUACAAAAACAACUUCUUUCUAAGAUCUUCAUGGAAAGGACAAUAAACAUAUGGGACGAUCGUGAGGGAAUGAAUAUGAUACGGAAUAGACUAUGUUAUAAAAAAGUAUUUUUAGUCCUUGUUGAUGUGGAGAUAGAAGAACAUCUAACAACAUUAGCAGGGAGCCAUGAUUGGUUUGGUCCAAGGAGUAGAAUCAUUUUAACGAGCAGAGAUAACCAUUUAUUGAAAAGACAUGGAGUGAAUGAUAUCUAUAGGGUUAGUGAGUUGAAUAAUGAUGAAGCAUUGCAGCUCUUUAGUUUGGCAGCUUUCAAGAAACCUUAUCCUAGAGAAAAUUAUGUUGAUUUAUCCAAAGGCUUUGUGAAAUAUGCUCAAGGCCUUCCUUUAGCUCUUAAAGUUUUAGGGUCCUCCUUGUUUGGUAGAGGAACAAAUGCAUGGAAAGGUGCUUGGGAUCAGCUGAAAGCAAAUCCUAAUAAAGAAAUUUUAGAUAUACUUCAAGUAGGUUUUGAUGGAUUGGAGGAUUUGCAAAAGAAACUAUUUUUAGAUAUUGCUUGUUUUUUCAAUGGAGAGCUUUUAGAUAACAUUUUAAUGGAUAUAUUAGAAAGUUUUGGUUAUUACCCAUACCUCAAUAUUGAUAUUCUCAUGGAGAGAAGUCUUAUAACCAUCUCAUCUAAAAAGUUGAUGAUGCAUGAUCUGCUACAAAAAAUGGGUCAAGAAAUAAUUUAUGAUGAAUCCCCCGAAGAGCCUGGCCGGCAUAGUAGAUUGUGGCAUUAUAAGGAUGUCCUUCACGUGUUGAAGAAUAAUACUGGAACUGACGUGAUUGAAGGCAUAGUGCUAAACUUACCUAAUCAAAAUGAGGAACGAUUCCAUGUUAGAACCUUCUCAAAGAUGAAGAAAUUGAGAAUACUUAAAAUUCGCAACACAAGUUUUGUCAACAUAAGUUUUUCUAAUCUCUACCAUAAGUUAUUGAAUCUGCAUUGGCACAGUGGCGACCCUUUAAGAUUCAUGCCAACACAUAGGUUACGGGUGCUAGAAUGGUCUGAAUAUCCUUCAAAAUCCUUGUCAAACAGCUUUCAACCAGACAAUCUUAUUGAACUUAGAUUUCCAUGCAGUCACAUCAAGCAACUAUGGAAGGGAAUUAAAAGUUUUGGGAGUUUGAAACGCUUUGAUCUUAGCGGCUCUCAAAACUUGUUGGAGACACCAAACUUCACCGGAGUCCCAAGUCUUGAGACACUUGACCUUGAAGGUUGUACAAGUUUAUCUAAGGUCCACAAAUCUAUUGGUGUUCUCAAACGGCUUAGAUGAUUGAAUCUACAUGCUUGCAAACGCCUUGAAAGCUUUCCAAAUGAGAUUAGCUUGGAGUCUCUUGAAUAUUUUUAUCUUUCUGAUUGUUCAAGAUUUGAGAAGUUCCCAGACAUUGUGGGAAACAUGACUUCAUUGCGGUUCCUUUAUUUGGAUAGUACUGCCAUAAAGGAACUACCCCCAUCAUUUAAGAGUUUAUGCGGCCUUUCCAUAUUGUCUUUACAUAACUACAAAAAGCUCUCAAUUUUUUCAAGUGUUAUUUGCAGUUUGUCAUCUCUUAAAAUUUUGGAUGUAUCUGAUUGCCUAGCACUUGGUGGAGUUGAAGAUAUGAAUGGUGAGGGGUAUUUGGAACAAUUGUAUAAAGGUGGAACUGCUAUCAAAUUCACUAAGUUUUUCGCAAUGCCAGAGUUUGGCUCAAAUGAUGCUUGCUCUACACAAGAAAUGUUUAUGACCAAUGAUGACUCUCUUGGGGCCUUCUAUAUUGGUUUUGAUGAUAGAGUCUACUACAUUAGAAGCCUGAAUCAUGAAAAGAGUAAUUUGCAAACAAAAGGCUAUGACAUUGAAAAUAAUUGUUUUAAGCCCAAGGUAAUGUGUGCAUCUUACUUGGGAGCUGAAAUUCCACAGUGGUUCAACAUGAGAAGUUUUGGUUCUCAUGUAACACUUCAAAUCCAUCCAAACUUAGAUAAUAAUAGUAAGUGGAAGGCAUAUGUUCAUUUUACUAUUUAUGAAGUUGAUGAGGUAGAGAAUUCAGAUCCAAGGAUUUUCAAGGACAGUCAUCCUGAUGAAGGCCAGUUUGUUGAGUUUGUUUAUCAUUUUGAGACUAAGGAAGGUCCUCUAACAAAACCCUUAGUCCUUCGUGCCCCUGAAGACCCUUCUGUAGGGCCAAUUGGGUUUGGGGUGUAUCUACCAGCCAAGUGGUUUUGGAGCAGUCAACUAAUUUGGAUGGAUGGAGCUAUAUUGGAGCAUCAGUUAAAACAAGUAGCUGGAAAGUGAAGGUGAAAGAGUGCGGGGUGCUCCUUGUACCUCAACAUCCUCAUUCUGAAUUCUAUAUUAAUAAUACCUAUAUUCUAGG
Juglans microcarpa x Juglans regia is the source of this 3734-nucleotide messenger RNA. Its product is annotated as disease resistance protein Roq1-like. Gene Ontology annotation, molecular function: ADP binding. The coding region runs from base 1184 to 2665 and encodes 493 amino acids. Gene Ontology annotation, biological process: defense response. The transcript has 4 exons. The record is from RefSeq and is a predicted model, not a curated record. Lineage: Eukaryota; Viridiplantae; Streptophyta; Magnoliopsida; Fagales; Juglandaceae.